Penicillium verhagenii is the source of this 1080-nucleotide messenger RNA. RefSeq lists its product as uncharacterized. Lineage: Eukaryota; Fungi; Ascomycota; Eurotiomycetes; Eurotiales; Aspergillaceae. The transcript has a single exon. The coding region runs from base 1 to 1080 and encodes 359 amino acids. The record is from RefSeq and is a predicted model, not a curated record.
AUGGCUUCAAACAAUUCCCCAAAGAAGAUCGAUCACCAUCGGCGCAUCCUUUUAAUAAGUACUCCUCGAACUGCAUCAAAUCCCCUCGUGAAAGUUCUGAACAUCCCCAACCAGCCAAAGACCUACACAAAUGAGAAGGGUGGAUAUUUCUUCUACCCGGCCUUCAUAUUAGCAGCGCAAAAUGGGUAUUUGGAGAAACCAGUAGCUCAAUGGACCGAGUCAGAAAAACGAAACGUCACAGCAGUGUACCAAAGCUGCUUGAACAGCCUAGAAGAAGCAACCACAAGGGCGCUCGCUGCAAACAAAACGAUGUUUGUAAAAGAGCAUGCAUUCUGGAUCUUCGGGCCGGCGGCGUUUCAGAAGAAACUGACAGGCGUGCACGACGAAAACUUUCUCAAUGCAUUCCGCGUUGACACGCCAGAGAAGUACGGUCCCACGAAAACCUACGCAACAUCCAACGAGACUAUCCUCUCGGACGAGUAUCUGCGUUCUUGGCAGAUGGCGUUCAUUAUUCGGCACCCGGCACUGUCCUGGCCGUCUUUUUGGCGGGCCAUGCUGAAGUUCGUGAAGGAGGGUAUUCUCGAUGAGGAUGCCGUGGAAGGGACGACAAUGACUAGUAUGGGCAUGUGCUGGGCUCGUUCGCUGUAUGAUUGGUGCAUAGAACAACCUGGCCUGUCUCGCCCACCGCCGGUUCUGGAUGCAUAUGAUUUGAUCAACACCCCCGGGGCUGUGGUACGUUUUGCGGAGGAGGUAGGAUUGGAUCCAGAUGUUUUACGGUUUGAAUGGGACUCGCAAGAUCAUGAGACAGACACUGGGUUUUGGGCGUCGAAUCGUGCGAAGGAGAGUGCUGGGGAUGAUGUGGAGGGGUCGCAUAUUCGUGCGGCAAAUAUCAUGUUAACUGCACUCUCAGGUUCCUCGGGAAUGAUCACAGGCAGGACCCCAGCGGAGGUUGAUAUUAGCGCUGAGGUAAGAAAGUGGAAAGCUGAGUUUGGAGAUGAGGUUGCUGGGAUUAUUGAGAGUGCGGUUUUCGAAUCAAUGCCUGAUUACGAGUACUUGAAGGCUCGGCGGAUCACUGUUUGA